Messenger RNA from Aspergillus affinis, 675 nucleotides. RefSeq lists its product as uncharacterized. The coding region runs from base 1 to 675 and encodes 224 amino acids. The transcript has 2 exons. The record is from RefSeq and is a predicted model, not a curated record. Lineage: Eukaryota; Fungi; Ascomycota; Eurotiomycetes; Eurotiales; Aspergillaceae.
AUGCGUGCAUCUAUCCCGACCUGUCGCACAUCGCAUGACUGGGGGCUCAACACCGCCAUCUAUCCCAUCACCCCGGACAUCGUUCAGAUGGCCAUGGCCCGGCAUCCGGACCACAUUCGCAUGGUCAUCGUGUGCAUGACCUUGAGUCACCUCCUUAAUCGGAUCCGGAAGGAGUCUGCAUCGCAGGCGCGGAUGCGGGACUUCUUCCAUUACCGGGGCCGGCUGAUCCGCUCUUUGAGUGACGACAUUCAAAGCGAGCAGAGACGCACCAGCGAUCGGGUAAUCGCGAGGAUGCUGACCCUGCUGCUGGAGCAUGCCAAUCAACCAUUUGCCUUCGGCACGUACCCGGCCGCACUCUUUGGGAAGAUCCUCAACAUCAAUUACCUGCGACAACAAGCCUUGGACGGUGUCCCCGGGGACCUGAUUCAACCAGCAUAUGAGAUUCUGAACCGGAUCCACGGUUUCUCGGUCGCCCGUUGGGCCCAUUCCAUCUCGACCAAUCCGGACUGGCAGCUUUUAGGAGCCAUCCACCAAGCCGCCAUCGCGAUCUACUGUAUUCUGUCGGUUCAGAGCUUGGGCGUUCUCCCUUGGAAUGCGCAACUGCGUGACCUCUGCAUCGACCAGGCUAACGGCCUGCGACGGCGACUCGCAGUCGCCGUGUCUUCCGCCACCUGA